Molecule: messenger RNA, 931 nt
Organism: Orbicella faveolata
Lineage: Eukaryota; Metazoa; Cnidaria; Anthozoa; Scleractinia; Merulinidae
Product: transient receptor potential cation channel subfamily A member 1-like
Biological process (GO): monoatomic ion transmembrane transport
Cellular component (GO): membrane; transmembrane transporter complex
Molecular function (GO): monoatomic ion channel activity; protein binding
Source: RefSeq, a predicted model, not a curated record
UACUAAAUUACCUUUAAAUCGAAGGAAAACUUGAAAAUAGUAGUUUACUAAGAUAGAAAAACACCAAGGGGAUGAUAACAUAACAUGAAAGAACAAGAAUGGUUAUGGAUGGAGAAAAUUAACACGGAUUAUACGAACGACGAACUUUAAAAGUUUAGGCUAUGCCCGAACUGUUGUGGAGCUUCUUUGAAAGAGGGUCAUCUGGAUCUUCUCUUGGUACAAUAAAUUAAGCCACCGCGCUUAUAGCAAUUAUCUUUUUUUUCCUCACUGAAACCUGUUCAUUUGAAAUUCUUUUUUCAGGUUGGUUUAGCUGUGGGUGACAUUGAUGCUAUUCGCCAGAAUGCUACGCUUAAGAGGUUGGCUAUGCAAGUCGAGUUUGUAGCUGAGGUAGAAGAUAGAUACCCAAGAGUCGUCACGCGGCGAGUUUACCAGCCAACACUGAUUUUCAGGCCUAACUGUCCAACUCGAUGGUGGAGGUUGAUAGGUCUCCUUGGAAUGAAGAACCUCUUCGCCCUUAACUCUGGACUUCCCACUGAAGAAGAACAGUCCAAUUUAUCAGAGUACGCCGAGAUUAGAAAACAACUCGUCAAAACUAAGAAGCGCUUCAAAAGGCUGGUGAAUGUGCUUGAGGCUCAGAAUACAGUGUUACGAAGAUUAGCCAGAAAAAUUGAUCCCGAGGCCGAAAUAGACGACGGAAACCUGGGCACGACUAUGAUGGAGGAACAGAAAGCUUUGGCUCAAGACUUCCUUUAUGACCCGCGAGAUGAGCAGUCGCCAGUGGAGGCCUCUAUGGACAGGCCAUAUAAAACUUACGUUUAAUCCUAUUUAACGAAGUAUUGGAGUGCUUCUAAAUGUUUUUAGUAUAAAGCUACAAGCGUUCUAUCGCGAAUGCCGUCUAUUGAUUGGCUACGCUACUCACUACCUAUAUUCU